Ilex paraguariensis (yerba mate) is the source of this 1546-nucleotide messenger RNA. The record is from the annotation of a GenBank genome assembly. NCBI's taxonomy places the organism in Eukaryota, Viridiplantae, Streptophyta, Magnoliopsida, Aquifoliales, Aquifoliaceae.
AACUUAACCCUUUGAAAGAAGUCUCUGUGUUGGUAUGCCACACACACACACACCUGCACCUGAACUCUUACUCCAACUCCUCCAACGUUUCAUCAAACACUCGAACCAAACCAAACAAAUUCAUUCCCUCCUAAUCACCAACGGUCACCUCCUCUUGAACUCCCACACUUCACCAAGAUUCAAAUGGAUGAACACACUCCUCUACAAUACUCUCAUCAGAGCCUACCUCAACUUUGGCCAACCGUACAGAACCAUACUCCUCUUCCCACAUAUGCUUGCUCAUCAAGCACCACCAAACAGCCAUACCUUCCCUUCCCUCAUCAAAGCAGCCUCUUCUUCACCUUCUUUGGCUUCACUUAUAGGCAAACCCCUCCAUACCCAUGUCAUCAAACGGGGUGUAUCAAACGACCCAUUUGUGCAAACGUGCUUUGUUGUCUUGUAUGCUGGACAGGCUGACCUUAAACAUGCACGUAUUAUGUUUGAUGAAAUAUCUGAACCAUGUAUUGUAUCUAAUAACGCGAUGCUCGAUGCGUUUGGGAAAAAUGGGGACAUGGGUUCUGCUGUUUUGCUCUUUGAACGUAUGCGGGUGAGAGAUGUUUUGUCAUGGACGAGUAUUAUAAAUGGCUAUGGAAGGAGUGGGUGUUUUAAGGAGGCAAUUGGGUUUUUUGAAAAGAUGAUGAUGCAUGAAGAUGUAAUGGGUGGUUUUGUAAAACCAAAUGAAGCUACAUUUGUUUGUUUGCUUUCUUCCUGUGCUAAUUUGGAUGGUGGAAGAGCCAUAUAUCAGGGGAAGGAAGUACAUGGGUAUAUGAUUAAGAAUGAGAUUGAAUUGACAGUUUUUAUGGGAACAGCGCUGAUUGCUUUUUACGGAAAAAUGGGUUGUCUGGGAUAUGGUAUGGGUGUAUUCAACAAUAUGGUGGUCAAGGAGGUGUGCACUUGGAAUGCAGUGAUUUCGUCGCUUGCUUUGAAUGGUGGGGAGAAGCAGGCUUUAGGCAUGUUUGAGAAGAUGAAGGCAGGAGGCUGGAGGCCAAAUGAGAUUACUUUUGUUGCCGUUCUGGCUGCUUGUGCUCGUGCCAAACUCCUGGAGUUGGGUUUGGGAUUGUUUAAAUCAAUGUCCUGUGUAUUUAAGGUUGUUCCAAGGAUGGAGCAUUAUGGAUGUGUGGUUGAUCUCUUGGGCCGAGCUGGGCUUUUGAGGGAAGCAAAUGAGUUUGUGAGAAGGAUGCCUUUUGAGCCCGAUGCCUCUGUCUUGGGGGCUCUUUUGGGUGCUUGUAGGGUUCAUGGAUCCAUUGAGUUGGCUAAUGAAGUGGGGAGAAGGCUGCUUGGCAUGCAACCACGACAUUGUGGGCGAUACGUGCUGCUUUCAAGCAUUUAUGCUGAUGCGCAGGAAUGGGACCAUGCUGCUGCCUUGAGGAGAGCCAUGCUGAAUGCUAAAAUUCAGAAAAUUCCUGCCUAUAGUAUGAUUGACUUAAUGUAAAGAUUUGUUGGUCGUUUCUAUUCCAGCUCUGAAUGGCCAGGGUGAUUAAACUUUGCAAAUAUAUUAAAGAAAUUG